CACUGUUCACGAGUGACAACGUUUCAGAUGAUUGAAGUUUGCGCUGAAUCAACAAUCAAUGGACUGUAGACUGCGCGUGAAAUAACGCCGAAUUACUCUUAACACUACUGUGCUUAUAACAGCUAAAAUGGGCAUAUUAUACAGAGGCCUGAAUGCGUUUUCGAGAUAUGUGUUGUGCAAAUCCAGACAGUUUUCAGUCAAGUUAACUUGAUUAUAAAGAGCAUGUCAAUGUAAAGAGCUGGCAUUCAGUGAACUCAGUCGUGUCGUCUUUUCAUUUCGCAAGCUGCUUAAUCACCAAUAAUGUCACUUUUGGAGUCUGAUGAAAACACUCCGCUUCUCAGAGGCGAUAUUACAAGUGAUGGGGAUGCAGACAGAAGCCGCUGGAGGUCCAUCAGGGUCAUGUAUUUCACCAUGUUCCUUAGCAGUGUUGGUUUUACGAUUGUCAUCACCUCCAUAUGGCCAUAUCUGAAGAAUAUUGAUGAAAGUGCAGAUGCCAGUUUCUUGGGAUGGGUGGUUGCUGCAUAUAGUUUGGGUCAGAUGGUGGCCUCACCCCUCUUUGGAUUGUGGUCCAAUCACAGGCCUCGGCAAGAGCCUCUAGUCUGCUCUAUAUUCAUCAAUGUCUCAGCUAACAUUUACUACACCUAUGUCUACCUACCUCCCUCAUACAACAAAAUUCACAUGCUUUUGGCUCGUACAUUUGUGGGCAUUGGAGCAGGUAAUGUAGCAGUUGUGAGGUCUUAUGUGGCUGGUGCCACUUCCCUGAAGGAGAGAACCAGUGCAAUGGCUAAUCUGAGCGCCUGUCAAGCUCUCGGCUUUAUACUUGGCCCAGCUCUGCAGGCUGCUUUGUCAUUCUUUGGAGAGACUGGCGUCAGUGUGAAUGUCAUCCAGCUUCGGGUUAAUAUGUACACCGCUCCAGCUUUGUUGGCAGCCUGCUUCGGGGUCAUUAACAUUCUGCUGGUUAUAUUAGUCUUGAGGGAGCACUUUGUGGAUGACCAUGGACAGCUUAUCCGUGCAAUUAACUACACCCCAGAAGAGCGAGUGGAUGUGGCUCCUGAGGUAGAAGGUGAUAUCGACCAGAUCGCAGUGUUCACAUCUAAUGUCCUUUUCUUUGUUAUUCUCUUCAUUUUUGCUGUGUUUGAAACUAUAUCUACUCCUCUAUCAAUGGACAUGUUUGCGUGGACAAGAAAAGAAGCCGUUUUUUACAACGGUAUCAUAUUGGCUGCCAUUGGCUUUGAGUCCAUCCUCGUCUUCCUGGUGGUAAAAGUGGUUUCAGCACGGGUAGGAGAUCGGCCACUGCUGCUUGGAGGCUUGAUUCUCAUAUUUGCAGGUUUCUUUAUCUUGUUGCCAUGGGGAAAUCAAUAUCCUAAAAUACAGUGGGCAGGUGAGCUAUCCGACUAA
Sinocyclocheilus anshuiensis is the source of this 1398-nucleotide messenger RNA. RefSeq names its product major facilitator superfamily domain-containing protein 8-like. Gene Ontology annotation, biological process: transmembrane transport. Gene Ontology annotation, molecular function: transmembrane transporter activity. The record is from RefSeq and is a predicted model, not a curated record. Gene Ontology annotation, cellular component: lysosomal membrane. NCBI's taxonomy places the organism in Eukaryota, Metazoa, Chordata, Actinopteri, Cypriniformes, Cyprinidae. The transcript has 10 exons. Bases 301 to 1398 code for a protein of 365 amino acids.